GGCGAGAGGUAGGCCGGGCUCUGGCACCGGCGGCAGCAGGCAGGGCCGGGAUAUGCGGCAGCUGCUGCCCCGGCUUAUUCCUCUCAGCAGGACUGUGCCGCUUGAGUGUGUUUUCUGGCCUCCUCCUCCGACGAGUCUGCGGGGACGGCCGUGGCGGCUCUUCCUUCCCCGAUUUCAGCAACAGAUGCAAAACAAAAUGAAUGAUCCAGCUCUCAAAAGAAUAGCAGUUGAUAUUAUCAAAUCACCUGAGGAUAAACGAGAGUAUCGUGGGCUAGAACUUGCAAAUGGCAUCAAGGCAAUACUUAUCAGUGAUCCCACAACAGACAAGUCUUCAGCUGCACUUGAUGUGCACAUAGGGUCACUUUCAGAUCCACCUAAUAUUGCGGGAUUAAGUCACUUUUGUGAACACAUGUUAUUCUUGGGAACAAAAAAAUAUCCCAAAGAAAAUGAGUACAGCCAGUUUCUUAGCGAACAUGCCGGGAGCUCAAACGCUUUUACCAGUGGAGAACAUACCAACUAUUAUUUUGAUGUUUCGCAUGAACAUCUGGAAGGUGCUCUGGACAGGUUUGCCCAGUUUUUCCUGUGCCCUCUGUUUGAUGAAAGCUGCAAAGACCGAGAAGUAAAUGCUGUGGAUUCUGAGCAUGAGAAGAACUUAAUGAAUGAUUCAUGGAGACUCUUUCAAUUGGAGAAGGCUACUGGUAACCCCAAUCACCCCUUCAGCAAAUUUGGAACAGGAAACAAAUUUACUUUGGAAACAAGACCAAACCAAGAAGGAAUAGAUGUCAGACAAGAGCUAUUGAAGUUUCACUCUACGUACUAUUCGUCAAAUUUAAUGUCUGUGUGUGUUCUAGGACGAGAAUCACUAGAUGAGUUGACCAACUUAAUAGUAAAGCUGUUCUCUGAAGUAGAAAACAAAAACGUUCCAUUACCAGAAUUCCCUGAACAUCCCUUUCAGGAAGAACAUCUUCGGCAACUUUACAAAGUGGUGCCUAUUAAAGACAUCAGGAACCUUUAUGUCACGUUUCCCAUACCAGACCUUCAGAAGUACUAUAAGUCAAACCCCGGUCAUUAUCUCGGUCACCUUAUUGGGCAUGAAGGUCCAGGAAGUCUUUUAUCGGAACUCAAAGCUAAAGGCUGGGUGAACACACUGGUUGGAGGACAAAAAGAAGGUGCCCGAGGCUUCAUGUUUUUCAUCAUCAAUGUUGACCUCACUGAAGAAGGACUUUUACAUGUGGAUGAUAUUAUUCUGCACAUGUUCCAGUAUAUUCAGAAGUUGAGAACAGAAGGACCCCAAGAGUGGGUCUUUCAGGAAUGUAAGGAUCUAAAUGCUGUAGCCUUCCGAUUUAAAGAUAAGGAAAGACCCCGAGAUUACACAUCAAAACUUGCAGGGAUGCUGCACUACUAUCCUAUAGAAGAAGUUCUUGCUGCUGAAUAUUUACUAGAAGAGUUUAGGCCUGAUUUAAUUGAAAUGGUGCUGGAUAAACUGAGAUCUGAAAAUGUCCGGGUUGCAGUAGUUUCUAAAACUUUUGAAGGAAAAACCGAUAAGACAGAACAAUGGUACGGAACCCAGUACAAGCAAGAAGCACUUUCUGACGAAGUCGUUAAGAAAUGGCAAAAUGCUGACCUUAAUGGGAAAUUCAAGCUCCCAAUGAAGAAUGAAUUUAUUCCUACGAACUUUGAGAUUGUACCUCUAGAAAAGGAUUCACCACAGUACCCUACUCUUAUUAAGGACACUGCCAUGAGCAAGCUGUGGUUCAAGCAAGACGACAAAUUUUUCCUUCCUAAAGCUUGUCUCAACUUUGAAUUUUUCAGCCCAUUUGCUUACGUGGAUCCCUUGCAUUGUAACAUGGCCUAUUUGUACCUUGAGCUACUCAAAGACUCCCUCAACGAGUAUGCAUAUGCAGCAGAACUAGCUGGCUUGAACUAUGAUCUCCAAAAUACCAUCUAUGGGAUGUAUCUUUCUGUAAAAGGUUACAAUGACAAGCAGCAUAUCUUGCUAAAGAAGAUUAUUGAGAAAAUGGCCACCUUUGAGAUUGAUGAGAAAAGAUUUGAAAUUAUCAAGGAAGCGUACAUGCGAUCACUGAACAACUUUCGGGCUGAACAGCCCCACCAGCACGCCAUGUAUUACCUCCGACUAUUAAUGACAGAAGUUGCCUGGACCAAAGAUGAAUUAAAAGAAGCUUUAGAUGAUGUCACUCUUCCCCGCCUCAAAGCCUUUAUAUCUCAGCUGUUAUCACGGUUGCACAUUGAAGCGCUUCUCCAUGGCAAUAUAACAAAACAGGCUGCAUUAGGAAUUAUGCAGAUGGUGGAAGACACUCUCAUUGAGCAUGCUCAUACAAAGCCUCUGCUUCCCAGCCAGCUAGUGAGAUACAGAGAAGUACAGCUGCCUGACAGGGGUUGGUUUGUCUAUCAACGGAGGAAUGAAGUUCAUAAUAAUUGCGGCAUAGAAAUAUAUUAUCAAACGGAUAUGCAAAGCACCUCAGAGAACAUGUUUCUGGAGCUCUUCUGUCAAAUUAUCUCAGAGCCGUGCUUCAACACCCUGCGCACUAAGGAACAGCUAGGCUACAUUGUGUUCAGUGGUCCACGCAGGGCAAAUGGUAUUCAAGGACUGCGAUUUAUCAUCCAGUCAGAAAAACCUCCACACUACUUGGAGAGCAGGGUUGAAGCUUUCUUGAAAAGUAUGGAAAAAUCUGUAGAAGAAAUGUCAGAGGAAGCCUUCCAGAAGCACAUCCAGGCACUAGCCAUUCGACGCCUUGACAAACCAAAGAAGCUAUCUGCUGAGUGUGAAAAAUACUGGGGAGAAAUAAUUUCUCAACAAUACAACUUUGACAGAGAUAACAUUGAAGUGGCGUAUCUUAAAACUCUCACUAAGGAUGAUAUCAUGUGCUUUUACAAGAGAAUGUUGGCUGUAGAAGCCCAAAGAAGACAUAAAGUAUCAGUACAUGUACUAGCAAGGGAAAUGGACUCAUGCCCAGCUGUGGGAGAAUUUCCAUGCCAAAAUGAUGUCAAUCUGGCCCCAGCACCACCACUGCCACAGCCAGACGUGAUUCAAAAUAUGACUGAGUUCAAGCGCAGCCUGCCGCUCUUUCCUCUGGUGAAGCCACAUAUCAAUUUCAUGGCUGCAAAACUGUGAAGACUCUUGGGUGAAGAACUAGAAGUGGAUCAGUACUUGUGUGACUUCAUUGGGUUUUGAAAUGAACGAACAUCUUACAAGGACAGACAGACACAUCCAUUAUGAGGGUCCCUGAUUCCUUCUAGGUUCAUUCAACAUUAAUGGUAUGAUAGGGAUACAGCAAUUAGGCAAAUAGGCUGUAGACAUGCAUCAUUUUUAUUAUAGAGCCACUCUUGGAAAUCAGAAUCAAAGUGGUAUAUUCAAAGGUCCUUGUAGGUAUGGUAUAUUUUACAAUAGUGUGUCCUUUUUAAAGGUUUUGUUUUGCAUAAUGGAAUAUGAAGAAGCUUUCUGAACAAACUGGCGCUACUUAAAAUGUUUUUCUUAUGAAAGGUAAUUAAGAUUAAGCCCUUGGGUAGAUGUUUUAUUUGAUGUGGAUGAACGAAACAUUAUUAAAAGGAACAUGUGGACCUUUUUGCAGGAAGACUAUUGAAUGAUACCGUCAAAAAAUUGAUUGUCAGUGAAACCAGCCAUCUGGGUUUUGGGUAGAUCAGUGGAAACAAAAGAAUUUGGCAACAAAUGUGCUUGAGAGAAGAAGAGUUUGUUAGGUAUAUUGGGAUGGUUUUAAUCUUUGUACACAUUUGAAGACAUUUUACAUUCAGACUAGCAAAAUGCUGGAAACACUUGAGCAGUCAUCUUUUUCUCAUCAAGAGUGUUAGUUUGACGAUUUAUAAACCUUUCAUUUUCUCAGGGUUGCUCUGAAAAUGUUUCCUUUCAUCUGCAUAAAUUAAAUAGUUUUGACACUUUUCCAUUUCCUCCAGUUGUUCAUGUACUGUUUUAGAUGGUCCAUCAAAUUUGUUUCUGUUGUGACUUUACAAAAGACUAUUGGUGACUACUAAAAGACGUCCCAAGUAUAGUCAAAUGAAACUUGAAUUGGACAGCCCAGUUCCCUGCAUAUAUUUGCUGAAAACUAAGUGUUUCUGAGUUCAAGUGAGACAUUCAAGCAAGUAUGUUUUGGAUUUCAUCUCUUUUAACACAACUGCAUGUUGGGUUUUAUCUAUUUAACACACCAUUUGAAGGUCCAAGACUGGAUGGUGUAGCCAACAUCAUCAGUCUCAGCAGCUGUGUUAACCAGCCCUUACUAGUGUUUAAAUUGCUCAAUGCCGAAUUUCAGAGUUCUUCCUCAAGGUUUAGAUUUUAAAGUGGGAAGGGGGGGGGAAAUGACACUUGAUGCUGCACUUUAAAACUGAGACUGGAUUAAAAUGGGAUGCUGUGAGACAGAAGCACACUCUUGAGCAUCUUUGCACUUGCGCUUCAUCUCAUUUAAAAUGGGCUAUUACCCACACAAAACUACACGAUACCCGGGAGUUCCACAGGAGAAGGCUUUUGUCUUCCUAGCAUCAUGGUUCAGUCAAAUGUAAGGUUUACUCAACCGUUUUGCAUUUAAACAUCAGAUCAGGUGUGGCCAGGGCAGAAUUCUGUAUGCUUGCAACGUUUGCAUGCAGCAUUUCGAACACUGACUAAAUGCUUGUCCUUUACAUAUCUAUCCUGUAACAUUGUAUUCCACAUUUUCAGGUAUUUGACACGCUGCAAUAGCACAAUGAAUUACCCAUUCAGGAUGAAAUGCAACUAACUUACACCUACUGAUUUCUAGGAAAGACAGCACAAAAGAGAGGCAACUAUAUGCAUAAUAAAAAGGCAGAAAAUGUAGAAUACUUAUACAUUGGAUUAAUCCAUUUCGUCUUCAGCGUAUUGAUUUUAAUGGGCUUCUGCCACUAAAAGCACAUAGAGAGAGGAACCGGGUGUUUGAAGACAAACACGAAAGUGUAUUUUAUUGGAUGUCUUGAAGUGAAAGGCACUCAUAUAGUUAUGUAUAUUAAAUAGGCAUGCCUUUCAAUUAUUUUUGUUUUCCUAUGGGGACAGAUGGAAAGUGCUGAAUAUUUAAAGUGGAGAGUUCAGACACUACGAUUAAAAUCCUAAGCAAAAUUACAUCAUUCCAAGCACAUUGACUGCGAUGGACUUAAAAGAAUGCGACUUCUUUGGUUUCUUCUGUAAAAGAACCCAAUGCUAGAUACGUGAAAAUGCAAAAAAUAAUUAUUAUUUUAUUUUACUGUCAAAGAGAAAUGGUGCCUUUUAACUGAGCAACCUGAGCCACUAUAUGCUACUCUCUUAUUCAGAGCAUUGGUGGCCCAGGUUUGCCAUCUGGGUGCUUUGGUCAUUCCAUCCUCCAUGUUGUUUCUUACGACUGAUGCCAUCUGACGUUGAUUGUCUGGUUGACUGCCAGAGUGAAAUUACAUAUGUCACAUCUACCUGGAAACAAAGAAUAUAAUAAUAUGUUGUUUACAUUAAUAAACUAGUAAAUAAACUGUUAACCUUG
Sphaerodactylus townsendi is the source of this 5486-nucleotide messenger RNA. It is a transcript of the gene IDE, whose product is annotated as insulin degrading enzyme. Gene Ontology annotation, cellular component: mitochondrion; cytosol; peroxisomal matrix. The transcript has 25 exons. The record is from RefSeq and is a predicted model, not a curated record. Lineage: Eukaryota; Metazoa; Chordata; Lepidosauria; Squamata; Sphaerodactylidae. Gene Ontology annotation, molecular function: metal ion binding; metalloendopeptidase activity. Gene Ontology annotation, biological process: peptide catabolic process. The coding region runs from base 53 to 3133 and encodes 1026 amino acids.